Molecule: messenger RNA, 2588 nt
Organism: Aphanomyces astaci
Lineage: Eukaryota; Oomycota; Saprolegniomycetes; Saprolegniales; Verrucalvaceae
Exons: 10
Coding region: 114-2078 (654 amino acids)
Cellular component (GO): plasma membrane
Molecular function (GO): calcium-activated cation channel activity
Source: RefSeq, a predicted model, not a curated record
AUUUUGACCAAUGACAACCACAUGCUAUACCAUAAGGAUCUUCGACAGUCGUUUGUCCGCUGGGUGCGAGAGAGCGUGGUAAGGGCAACAGCACCUGCCAUCUUGCUGACGCGAUGAACUCUACGGGUGAUAUAUGGCAUGUCGACUACACACAGAAGAGACUGGAGCAGGCAGCGCAAGGGUGGAGCAGCAUCGCCCUUGUCUUUAGCGUCAACUGCUGCAUGUUUGCCGUGGCGUGCGUCCUGUUUCGGUUAUCCCGGAGCAGUCGCACAAGUCUCUUCUUCAUGGGCGCGACAAACUCCAACUUUGCCGCGUAUCCGUUCAACCAACCACACAUGACAGAAUGGCAGCACUUCGUGGCGUUCCUAUCCACCCCGAACGACGUGUCGUCGCUCCAACAAGCCGUCGGCGACGAAGGUGCGUUCUACCUGACGUUCCAAGUGUACGCGCUCAAGAUGGUGCUGGCCAUGACUGCGUUUGCGUUCCUCGUGCUCAUUCCUACGUACGUGCUGUGCGCACCGACGUCAUUGGCGGCCUUCAGCACCAUGACCAUUCGCGCCGUGCCGGACAAGUCGCCCUUACUCUGGGUGUCCGUCGCGAGCUGCUACGUGUUUUCGGCCAUGUAUGCGAUCUUCCUCACGCAGUUGGGUUAUCUGUGCAACAACAAGGACCCGACCAACACGAAUCUGCUGUGCAUGAUCCCGUCGGAACUCAGUGCCAAGACCGUGCUCGUCGAUGCCGGCGCGCCCAAGUGCAUGUCUCCUGAACGCACGUUCUACCUCCUUGAUCAAAUCUUCCCAGGAUUGAUCUCUCAUGUGGCCGUCGUGUACGACUUGACCGAGUACAAGCGCAGCCACACGAUUCGCAUUGCCAACGAAAACACCGUCGACCGCCUCACGCUGCUCCUCACUCGAAAACAUCGAGGAACGUUGCCAUGGUAUGUUCACCUGUUUCACGAGCCUCGGUCGUACCUCUCGACGACGUCGCUGGCGUCGCAAAUCCAAUCGCUGCAGCGGGAUAUAGACAAGCGCCACAGCCAUGAGAUCCGCUCCAUCCAGAGCAUUCUGACCACCCACCGCGGCACCGGCCGAGUAUUUAUCAUCUUCAACGACCCCAAGGCCAAGGCGCGGUUCGUGCGCAAGAUCCAGCGGCGGUCCACGACCCACCUCGUCGCCCGCACGCCCAAGCAGCAUCACGCCACUCUUCGCCAAAAGAUUCACGAACUGUCGUUGCUGUCGUGGCACCUGGAGCUGGCCCCCGAACCCGACGACCUGGACUGGCACUUUAUCUCGUACCAUCGCGCCAAGCGCACGGCGUUGACGGCGCUCAUCUACACGUUCUUAACCGUGUUCAUCGUGCUGUUCACGUCGCCGCUCGCGGUCACAAGUGCGAUUGCCUCUGGGACAUAUGCAGGCACGGCCAAGUCGUUGAAUGACUUGGUGAUGCAAACCAAGGAAUGGGCGGCCAAUUUGUCUCCGGCCAUGGCCAACGUCACGGCGUCGUAUGUCCCUACCAUGAUACUGGUCAUGAUCAACGCCGUGCUACUCAACGUGAUUUUGCACGCGGGACGCAUGCAACCAAAGUGCACCGACUCGGCCAAAGAAAAGAGCAUUUUGCACUACAGUGCCGUGUAUUUGAUCUUCAACACACUCGUCGUACCGAGUUUUACCUUUGUGUCGAUCAACGCGCUGCUUCAGCACUUUAUGGGCCAAGGCCAGCAGGUCCUCGAGAUGUUUGAAAUGCUAUUUCUCAACAAUUCGGGCGUGUUCUUCGUCAACUACGUCAUUCAACGCGCGUUUGUUGGGACGGCCGUGGCGGCGCUGCGACUGUCCGAGGCAGGCCAAAUGUGGUGGAAAGUCAUGCGGGCUAUGACCACCGCAGAGUACGACGACGCCGUCCGACCUUGGAAUUUUUACACGGGCACCCAGUCGGCCCUACAAAUCAGUGUGCUGGUGGUGAUUGUCGCGUUCAGUACGGUCGUGCCUGUGAUUUUGCCGUUUGGAGCGUUCUACUUGAGUGUGCAGCACGUCGUGGACAAGUUGGUCGUGCAUGUUUAUUCGAGGAUCUCAACCAACUAACUCAUGACGGAAUAUGAUAAACAAUGGUUAGAUACGCGUUGCUGUACGUUCGCCCCAAGAUCAAGGGCAAAGGCGCCAUUGCCGCGACGUCCACCCACGCGAGUAUGUUUGCGCUGGUCAUCUACCAAUGCGCGAUGGCUGGGUUCUUUCUGGUUCGAGGCACAUGGCAUCAAAUCGCGGCGGUGGUCGCGCUCUUGGUCGUGUCUAGUGUGUUCAUGCUUUGGCAGUACAUUCGAGACAAAGGCCAGCUGUACCGGGCGGUGGGCCAGCCGUACAAACCCGAGCAGACGAUGCUGCUCAGCCCAAAUUCUAAAUGUGUCGACAUGUACCGCGACCCAGUGCUGCGGCUGUUGGAUGCCACGACGAGGACCCAGAGCGAGCGGUAUGGGUCGAUUGUGUUGCCGUAAACACAUUCUGGCACGGCCAUAACUCGAAUACAUUUCUGUGCUUUGACACAUGGUAGAUAUUUCUAGGAAUAAAUAUAUAUACAACAAAAACGUAAAUUAGAAA